Messenger RNA from Hirundo rustica (Barn swallow), 4638 nucleotides. It is a transcript of the gene POT1, whose product is annotated as protection of telomeres 1. Gene Ontology annotation, biological process: regulation of telomere maintenance via telomerase; telomere capping. The transcript has 22 exons. Gene Ontology annotation, molecular function: telomerase inhibitor activity; G-rich strand telomeric DNA binding. NCBI's taxonomy places the organism in Eukaryota, Metazoa, Chordata, Aves, Passeriformes, Hirundinidae. The coding region runs from base 498 to 2984 and encodes 828 amino acids. Gene Ontology annotation, cellular component: chromosome, telomeric region; nuclear telomere cap complex. The record is from RefSeq and is a predicted model, not a curated record.
GGGACAGGGACCGGGACCGGGACCAACAGGGAUCGGCUGCACACGGCGACCGGCGGGUUUGCGGGUCCGCUUUGCUUCCUUCCGUCCCGCAGCUGCCCUGCACACGGGCUCUGCUCCGGGAACUGAGUCUCCGUACAGUGCUCCACGGCUUUGGAAGUUUCUUUCCAGGCACUGAGUAAACCGAAAGGGCACUUUUGUUGGUAAUACGCCUGUGCUGAUGGUCUUAGCUUUAAAGGUCUCGGCUUCUUAACUGGUAACUGGUGGAUUGACUUUCUGUAGCGAGUAGUUCAUGCCCUGUGGAGUGUGGGCUCUGCAGAGUAGCCCUGUCCUCUUGAGGCCGCUGCUUUGCAGUGCGUUGCUGCUUUCUAGAGCUGAAGUACUGUUGAGAUAAGAGCUGUGCAAGAAUUCCUUUUCCUCAGGUCACUGUGACUGACCACAUCAUUAAGAUGCUGAUGCUCUUGGCUAUUCAUUCUUCAUGAGACCUUGAUAAAGCAGCUAUGCCUGUUCAACUGCUGAAGAUCGUUAAAGGACAAUCUGAGACUCCACUACCAAGCCAUUUGCAGAAGGAGAAUUUGCAACAAUUGGAAGAAGGCUGUGAUUACACCAACAAAUACAUUCAGGGAAUAGUUAGUCUUUCCUACCCAUUAACAAAACUCGGAGAUGGAACAGACUUUUUCAAGAUUGUUCUUCAAGAUUCAGAUAACUUGUCUUCCCAGAUCAACAGCAUCCAUGUUUUUAUAUAUGGAAAAAUGGCAGAGGAUUGUGCAAAAAUGAUACGCCAUGGGGAAACCUUCAUAGUGGCAGGAUUUAAGGUGGUAAAAUUGCCUACAGCAAGAGAGGAUGAUAGACAUGGUUGUAACCUGGAAGUGUCUGAAGAAGCUGGAUCAGCCAUUUAUAUUUGCACUAAACCAGGAACAACUACUGCUUCAGAAACUGCAUCUGUGUCUGUUGCUCCAAAAUACGUGUACACUCCCCUGAAUCAUCUGAAAGAUGGAACUAUAGUGAACUUGUAUGGCGUUGUGAAAUUCUUCAAGCCUCCAUAUAUUAGCAAAGGAACUGAUUAUUGCUCAGUUGUAACGCUUGUGGACCCAUCAAAUGUGAAGUUAACGUGCAGUCUUUUUAAUGGAAACCUAGAUUCUCUACCAAAAAUUUACAAAGUUGGAGAUAUUGUUCGAUUUCACAGAAUAAAGAUCAGGGAAUACAAUGGACAGAUGCAGGGAAUUACCAGUGGGGGAUUUGCAUCCUUGACAUUUGAUGGAACUGUAGGAGCUCCAAUAGUUCCUCGAACUUCUAGCAGAGUAUACACUUUCAUGGAUGAAGAACAGAAAACAGUAGAAGAGUUACGUAUUUGGGCAGCCAGUAAUAUUUCCAUCUCUGGACCAGCAGCAAAAUUGUCUGGUGUUCAGCCGAUGCUGUUCUUUGAUCUCACUUGCCAGCUAGUAGGAAAAGCAAAAGUGGAUGGAUCUUCUUUUCUUCUAAAGUGCCUAACUCAUGGGACAAAGCACCUUGGUAUCACAAACUGUCUGAAAAUAGGUCCUUCUGUUGAACCUAUGUGUAUGAAAUCCUGUGAAAAGCGUCAUUUCAGAAGUAUAGUCCAAAUGCGUCUGAAUUUUUGUUUUACUAUGCCGGUUUGGGAUGGCACUAAAUGUCCUUACCCCACAUGGAAGGUUCCCGUGGAAGCAAAAGACCUGGAGGGAGACAAAGUUUUUCUUCAUCAGCUGAGAAAUCUAGCAGUGGACAUUCUAGUCUAUGAUAAUCAUGUACAGCUGGCAGAAUCACUUAAGAUUGGAAGUUUUCUGAGAAUUUACAGUAUUCAUUCAAAACAGGCAAGUGCUGACAAUGAAGAUGUCUCACAUAUAGAAUUUCAUCUUCAUGGUGGCACCUGUUAUGGUCGAGGAAUAGGAGUCUUGCCAGAAAGUAACCCAGAUGUUAAGGAGCUAAAAGCAUUCUUAGAAUCUUUGGAUCUGACAGUCGGUCAGAAUAUGGAAAGUAUGUGUUCAAUGGAUGUGGACAGCACUUUUGACAAUGAUACAGAUCUUGAAUUGCACUUACAGAGAUGUCAGCAAUUAUCUGUUAAAGUAUUAACAGAUCAUCAGGAUUUGAGUAACACAGAAUUGAAAACCAUAAAAAACAGCUCAGCUCCUCGACAGUAUCGCAUUAGAGCAAAACUUAGAACUUACAAACCCCAAAAGCUUCAUCAGUCCGUUAAACUUCAUUGUUCCAAAUGCAACUCUUUGCAAGAAGUUCCAGAUAGAGAUGACUUUGACUUCAUUCUACGUGGCUCUGCCGGUACUGCCUCAAACCCAGAAUUACACAAUACAUCCUGGUACGAAUCUGUAACAUGGACUACACAAGACCAGAAGCAAAGGGAAAUUACCAUCCAUUUUGUGAAGCAUGAUGAAAUGCUUCAGCAUCCUGAGGACACCUUGCUUAUGGUAGAAGGCGGAACACUAAAAGAAAUCUGGAAGCUUUCAAAAAGAUUUAAGUGUAUUAUUCCUGUGAGAUCUACAGAAGAUGAUCUUAAAUUAUUAGAUCUUUCAGCUCCUUUUCUUCUACAAAGGAAUGUAAAAUAUUAUGGGUGCAAGCAGUGUUCAGCUCCAAAGCCUGUGAAGAAUCUAAGUUCCCUUGCAGCAGAACAGCAACCAUCUUGGGAACCAUCUGAAAUAGCACAAGUUUUAGGUAUUGAACUGCUCCAGUAUGUUUUUAUUAUGAAGUUUACACUGGUUGAUGAAACAGGAGCACUAAAUGCAUACCUUUUUGAUUAUGAGAAGUUUUUCCAAAUUCCUGCCUGUGAAAUCUUAACAAAUAAUUUUCUUCAGGAAAAGAUGCAGAUGACUAUGAAUACACUCUGUCCUCCAGGAAGGAAAUUAGGUGACUUGCCAUGGCUGGAAUGCUUCAUCAAGUCCUAUAAUGUCAGAGACGCAAUGAAAAAUCAAGUUUAUUACCAAAUUUUUGACACUACAGUUGCUGAAGAUGUUGUAUAGUCACGUGUUGCUAAUUGGAAGAAAUCCAGUGAGGAUCUGUUUCUGUGGGGGGACUGGGAUCACAGACUAUAUUAAAAAAAAAUAAAAUCUUUGUUGCUUUCUUAGGAAUUCAACCUGUUUUUAUGAUUUUUUAGUUGUGUAUGAAUGGGAAUUAUACUUUGAUAUGUUUGCUGUUUUCCUGGCACACGACUUUGUGAUCCAAGGGCAAGUGGAGGUUCUGAGCUUUUCACUGGAAGCUGCUUGGCUUAGGCUGAUGGAAGCAAUCUACUUCAAAAAGGCAGUGAUGGGAUUACUCUAAAUUUGUAAAUUUUACUGAGAAAAAUGUAGUCAGGAUGGUGCUGUGUGUUGAUUUUUGUAUUAAACUACAUCAACAGAGGCAGAGGGAAAGAGCUCUUCAGUAAACUCAGACUACUUCAUGGAAGCCACUAUUACUGUUCUCAGUUUGACAGGGAGGUUGGUUUUUAGAGCCUUUGAUUUUGUAGUGAUACAUACAUUUAGACAAACUCGUGUUAGUAACAUUUGGAUAAACUGCUACAUGGACCAGUUACUGUAGAUUCUGAUGGGGUUGUGAACAUGACCAUGUAGUGAUUAUCACUAAAAUUAAGUCAAGCCAUGAAAGUAAGGUAGUGUAAAUUUGUAAAAUGAAUAUUGACGUUUGGUAGCUGGUAAUGAAUCUGGGGUGGCCUUGUUGGGUACCAAAGUUGCUAGUAUGUUUAUUAGCUGGGUCUGUGUUUUCAUAAUUUCAAUCUGCUUUUUCCAUCUCACAUAAUCAGAUUGUGUGCCUAAAUUGAGAGAUAGAGAAGUGAUCUCAUACCGUCACAGGUUGAAAAUUCUGCUGGACUAGAAAACUGUGGUGGUUGUAUUUUGCAAUCAGAAGUCUCUAGGUCAAGUUCAGGACAUGUUUCUGUAAGGAUAAUUAAUGUAGAAAUCCCUAUCAAAUCAAAUGCGGAUUUCCAUCAGAGCAAAAUUACUUAGUAUUUACAGCAGCUGUUUUUAAAGAAUUUCAAAAACAAAUGGAAUAUUUGUAAGUACAUUAUUAUUUUGAUAGUAAAUGACAUUUUACUUUUUCCAUAUUUCAGGACUGUUUAAUAGAUUAUGCAAUUUGUCUUAAAAUUUCAUCACAUAUCCCAUGGUAAUUUUCUUGUACUGUAAACAAUUACAUUGGGUUUAUAUGUCAUAAACCAGAAUAUUGUUCUUUAUCAAUCGGUGUAAAGGAACAACCAGUAUUAAAAGUGGCAUAUUUCCUUUAAAAAUUUCUAAAAAAUAAAAAUAUUUUGAAGUUGAACCAGCAGUUUAUCAGAGAGUCUACUGACUUAAGAAAGGUUUCUUGAAUUUUUGCAUAAACGCAUCAACAAAAAAUAGUUAUGACAAAUGAAUAUCAAACUUCAGACACUGGCCAUAGCCAAAAGUUUUUGCAAGUUAGAAGUUAAAUUGAAGGCAAUCUUCUUUGCUUUUAUUUUAUAUAGGGUACGAAAACGUGAAUUUCUAUUUUUAGAUUCUUGUUAACAACUCUGAAAGAUACUGAUAUUGUACAUUUUUCUAAAUAAGUCUUCAUAAAUUAAUAAAUAAAAAGAUGUUUCGAACUUUAGUGUAAAAUAAAUCAAUUUCACCACAUCCCUUGUCUGAGAUCCCUGCCUAAAAACAUAUGUACAUA